CGCCGCCAAUUGGAUUCCGCCCCGCCCCUCCCCGCCGCCCGCUGCAGCCCAUCGCCCGGAAGUCGGAGGGGGUGGGUUCGCUGCCCGGGCGGCGCAGGAGUCGGGAGUCUGGGAGAGCUUCCACCUUCGGGGCUGGAGCCCUGCUCCCCUUGCACCGGCGCCUGGCUCCGCGCUGAGUCAGGAUGGUGGGACUCGCAGCCUCAGACGUGCCCCCGACCAUGGCGGUCAAAAUCUUCUCGGCUGGAGUGGCGGCCUGCGUGGCGGAUGUGAUCACCUUCCCGCUGGACACGGCCAAAGUCCGGCUACAGGGAGGGAGCGCGCUCCAAUGCGAAUGCCAGACCUCCAGUGCUGUUAGGUAUAAAAGUGUCCUGGGAACAAUCACCACUCUGGCAAAAACAGGAGGGCCAAUGAAACUCUACAGGGGGCUGCCAGCUGGCCUCCAGAGACAAAUAAGCUUUGCCUCUCUUAGGAUCAGCCUCUAUGAGAGCAUCCAGGAGUUCUUCACCACAGGGAAAGAAAGUUCUACUCCAAAUCUGACAAGAAUUGUCAUCAUCAGCUGUACAGAGCUAGUAACGUAUGACCUAAUGAAGGAGGCCCUUGUGAAAAACAAAUACAUUUCAGAUGAUGUGCCCUGUCACUUUGUGUCCGCUGUUAUCGCUGGAUUUUGCACAACGGUUCUGUCCUCUCCAGUGGAUGCGGUGAAAACCAGAUUUGUUAACUGUCUACCGGGACAGUACACAAGUGUGUCCAACUGUGCAAUGAGGGUCCUUCCUAAGGAAGGACCAUCGGCUUUUUUCAAAGGGUAGAAUGUGGUGUUCUGUACCUGUAAUAUGUGUUCAGGGUAUCUGUGUGCUAUGGAACGCUAUCUCAUCUAAACGAUUGACAGUUAGCUGACCAGCCUUAGAAUGUGCAGUAUACUUAGUGUCUACUUUUCUUUGCCAUAAAUUUCUCCAAUCCACCAAUUCCACUGUGCCAGAAAAUUUAAAUCUGUGAUAGUAAAAUUUUCUCAAGCUUGAUCAGAGGCUCAUUCAAAACCAGCAACCUCUCCCGUGGUCUCAAUCUAUUGGAAAUGUAGACAGUAUUUUGCCUUCUCUGGGCAGCAGAACUAUAAAAUAGAGGGAAAGCAUAAUAGAGAGCUAUGAGAAAGCAAGAUUUGAUUUUUACUAUUUUAAUUUAGUGGACUCAAUUUUUUAGAUUGUAUUAAAGCAAAACGAGAGAAAAAUCAUUCUCA
This is a messenger RNA of Kogia breviceps (pygmy sperm whale), 1231 nucleotides long. The record is from RefSeq and is a predicted model, not a curated record. Lineage: Eukaryota; Metazoa; Chordata; Mammalia; Artiodactyla; Physeteridae.